Messenger RNA from Strongyloides ratti, 1461 nucleotides. Its product is annotated as General substrate transporter family and Major facilitator superfamily domain, general substrate transporter and Major facilitator superfamily domain-containing protein. Gene Ontology annotation, cellular component: membrane. The transcript has 4 exons. Gene Ontology annotation, molecular function: hexose transmembrane transporter activity. The record is from RefSeq and is a predicted model, not a curated record. Gene Ontology annotation, biological process: monosaccharide transmembrane transport. Bases 1 to 1461 code for a protein of 486 amino acids. NCBI's taxonomy places the organism in Eukaryota, Metazoa, Nematoda, Chromadorea, Rhabditida, Strongyloididae.
AUGCCUUUACCAAGUAUUCAUUUAAUUUUAAUAACAUUUUUUAUAAGUUUUUUUGCAAAUUGGCAAUUUGCCUAUCAAAUAACAUAUAUUAAUACAGCAUAUGAUGUUAUAAAAGAAGAAGCUGGAUAUGGUAAAAUUAAUAAUUUAUUUAUAAAGAAUUCUUUAAAUAAUAAUAAUAAAGAAUGGUCUAUAUGGUGGGGAUUAAUUGUAUCAAGUUUUUAUCCAGGUUCUAUAAUAGGAUUUAUAUUAGUUCCAUUUUUAAUCUCUAAGUUUGGUACACGUCUAUCAUUUUUUUAUUCAACUAUUCCUGCACUUACUGGUUGUCUUAUUCAAAUAAUUCCAAUAUUUAUUAAUUUCUUUCAAUAUUUUGACAGGAAAAAUCUGCCAAUAUUUCUUGUCAUAGGUAGAUUUGUUAUCGGCCUUCAAUCCGGAUGUUCUCUUUCUUUACUUCCACUAUUUAUCAAUGAAAUCAGUUUCAAAUCUGAGACAACUUUCCUUUCAACAUUCCAACAAAUUUCUCAGGCCUUAUCUACAAUGAUUGGGCUAAUUAUAGGAUCAAAUUAUAUUUUACCUAUAAAAUAUGAAUAUAAAUAUUUGAUUUGUCAAGUUGCUGCAAUAAUUCCAACAAUCAUUUUUUCAAUUUUUAUCGUUUUUGCUCCAAAUACUCCAAUGUUUAUCAUGAAAAAAUCUAAUAAUUUAAAAUCCUUGGAGAAGUCUUUUUUAUUUUAUCGUGGAUCAACUUUUCAAUUAAUUGAAAAUAAAUAUUUAUUAACAGGAAAAAUAAGUGAAGAAAAAAGAGAUACACAAUUAAUAAAUGAUAAAAAUAAAUUAAGUGCUGUUAAAGGUUUUAUUAUUGGUUUUUUUGCAUCAAUAUCAUAUACAUUUACAGGUGAUGAUAUCAUUGAUUCAUACUCAUCAAAUAUUAUUAUAACUGCAUUUCCAAAUAUAAAAAAAUCUUUAUUAGAUAUAACAGCUAUUUUUUUUUCAUUUCUUCUUUUUAUUUCUUCAAUUUUUGGUUCAUUAAUUAUUAAUAAAAUUGGUAUAAGAAAUGCAUUAAUUUAUGGGUUAAUUGGUACUGCCAUUAGCAAUUUUUUUGUUUUUCUUGGAAAUGUAACAGAAUUUUUUUUAUUAACAGUAUUAUCACUUUCUAUGACAAAAAUCUUUAUUGGUAUUGGUGCAGGUGGACCAGCUUGGUUUUUGAUGUCUAAAUUAAUUCCACCAGAAAUGCGUAAUUUUUCACAAGCUUUUUCAAUUGGAUGCAUAUUGAUAACGACUGGAAUUUGUACUUAUCUAUACCCUAUUCUUAACACUUAUUUAAAAUUCUACACUUUUAUUGUCCUGUCCACAAUUCCUUCAACUUUAAUAUCUAUUAUUCUAUAUUUAUUUUUACCAGAAUUGAAAAAUAAUACAUACCAUGAAGUUGAAUACAUUUUAAAAAAUAAAUUUUUCUCAGGUAUUUGA